AUGUCUCAUCACACCGAGAUAUGCUUUCAUCAUGGGGAUUUAGAGCCUGAUGAUGAUCCGAUGAACUUCACGGAAGAGGACGUGAAACGAAUCAAGCGACGGCAACAGAAUCGAGAGAACAUUCAAGAGUUGGACUACGAGGGAAAAGAGCAACAAAAACAACGAGGACUCUUCUCAUUGUGCAGCUGUUUCCCAAAGGGACAAAUCGCCAUCCGGGCCGUGGUGAAAUGGCUUCGACCACAUGAUAUUAUCCAAGAUCCAUGUUUUCUCGUUGAUGGUGAGAGUCGUUUCGAUGUUUGUCAAGGACAACUCGGUGAUUGUUGGCUACUAGCCGCAAUCGCGAAUUUGACACUUCGUGACGAACUUUUCUUCCGCGUUGUCCCACCCGAUCAGAGUUUUACCGAGAAUUACGCGGGGAUUUUCCAUUUCCGUUUUUGGCGCUACGGGAAAUGGGUCGAUGUGGUCAUCGACGAUCGUCUUCCAACGAUCAACGGGAAAUUGAUUUACAUGCGAUCGGCGUCAAAAAACGAAUUCUGGAGUGCUCUUGUUGAGAUAGCU
Molecule: messenger RNA, 558 nt
Organism: Mesorhabditis belari
Lineage: Eukaryota; Metazoa; Nematoda; Chromadorea; Rhabditida; Rhabditidae
Source: the annotation of a GenBank genome assembly